AUGGACAUUCUUGAACAGGCUUCAAGGGAAAAUACCGUUGAAAUUCAGGGUAUACCAUUUGUGGAGAAAGAAAAUGUGAUGGAAAUGGUUGAAAAGGUGUCUAUGGCUAUCAGUUUCCCCUUUGAUCAAAAUAUGGUUGACAAAUGUUAUCGAAUAAAAACGAGAUUUGGAGCAUCUGAAAACCCAGGGAGUAUAGUAGUUCGCUUUGUGCGAAAUAUUGAUAUGCAAAUGUUUAUACAAAAAAGAAGAGAUAAGAGGAACUUGAACACCAGGGACAUUGGCUUUCUACUGGGAAAUUCUUCUGUGAUUUAUAUCAACCACAGUCUGACGCCGGCUAAGAGGAGGUUGCUGCGAGCUGCGCGGCUGUGUCGCAGUGAGAAACAGUACACUUUCGUAUGGGUCAGCGGAGGACGCAUAUUCCUACGUAAAAAUCAAGGAGAUCCGGCAAUUGAGGUGAAGCGAGAAGAGGACCUUGAAAAGUUGAAAUGA
Messenger RNA from Homalodisca vitripennis (glassy-winged sharpshooter), 489 nucleotides. RefSeq lists its product as uncharacterized. The transcript has a single exon. The coding region runs from base 1 to 489 and encodes 162 amino acids. The record is from RefSeq and is a predicted model, not a curated record. NCBI's taxonomy places the organism in Eukaryota, Metazoa, Arthropoda, Insecta, Hemiptera, Cicadellidae.